GCUAAAUUCCUGUAGAUGAGCAAGUGUUUACAAAUAAUAACAGUAAGAGAGCAUAGAUCUCUGCCUCAUCGAGCAUCAGUAUCGACUACUCGAGGUGUAUAACCUCAAAUAUUUUUUCGGUGAAUUCCGUGGAAAUUUACAGGGGAAAUACAUAAAAAAUCAAUCCAGCGAUGGAUAGCAGAGAAUACGCAGUUAGUGUGAAAAAAGAGCCGAAUGAUACUUGGAUAGAUGCAGAUGACGAUUGUAAUUUCUAUUCGGUGGGCUCGCGUAAAGCCGAAAACGUUGAAACACGCAUGGAUUUCAAAUCUUCGGCUGACCCAGUGAAUGAGGCUAUGGGAUCACACAAAAAAUUACACGAAAAAAUAUUCGUAGAUUUUGAGUGCAAAGAUGUGAAACCUGAACUGAAGUCUUUAUCAACAACCAUUUGCAAAACUGAGGAUCAAAGUUACCCAUCUAUUGUAAAAAUAGAAAAACCAAUUCAGACCAAUUAUUUUUAUAACAAAGGUCUGAUAGUUUUGAUAAAAAAACAGUUUGAUUAUGAUAAUGACUGUCAAUUCAAAGUAGAUUCCCGAUUAAAUGAAUGUAGAAUUUGUCAUAAAUCAUUUGGCCGCAAGUAUCACCUUAAAUCUCACUUAACAGCAGUACAUUAUCUUAGCAAACCCUUUGAAUGUGGAAUUUGUCAUAAAUCAUUUGGAUACAAAAGUCAUCUCAAUACUCACAUAAUGACAGUGCAUGACCGCAGCAAACUCUUCGAAUGUGAUAUUUGUCAGAAAUCAUUUGGACGGAAAAUUAGCCUCGAAUCUCACGUAAAUACGGUACAUGAGCGGAUCAAACCAUUUGAGUGCGAGAUUUGUAACAAAUCUUUUGGUCAAAAAGCUACCCUCAUAAGACAUAUCAAUUUAGUGCAUAAACGUAGCAAACCUUUCGAAUGUGAUAUUUGUCAUAAGUCAUUUGGAGACCAACAUCACUUAAAAACGCAUACUGAUGUAGUUCAUAAACGUAGCAAACCUUUCGAAUGUGAUAUUUGUCAUAAGUCAUUUGGACACAAGCAUGUAUUAAAAAGUCACAUAAACGCAGUACAUAAACGGAGCAUGUGAGAUUUGUCAUAAAUCAUUUGGACUAAAAACAAACCUGGAAAAACACAUAACUGCAGUACACGAUCACAGUAAAUUCUUUGAAUAUGAGAUUUGUCACAAGUCAUAUGGCCGCAAGGAAACACUCAAAUCUCCCAUAAAUGCAAUACACGAGCUGAGACAACUCUAGAAGCGUGAGAUUUUUUAGAAGAUAUUUGGAAGAAAUCAAGACUUGCAAUUAAAGAAACGCAACUUCAGACGAUCUUUUUCAUUGAAAAAUAAAUAUUGUAUCAAAUGAAAUACUUCAAACUGUUAUUGAUUUUGUUGCGAUUUUUGAAA
Molecule: messenger RNA, 1412 nt
Organism: Trichogramma pretiosum
Lineage: Eukaryota; Metazoa; Arthropoda; Insecta; Hymenoptera; Trichogrammatidae
Product: gastrula zinc finger protein XlCGF8.2DB-like
Exons: 3
Coding region: 171-1097 (308 amino acids)
Cellular component (GO): nucleus
Source: RefSeq, a predicted model, not a curated record